CUCACUUAUUGACUUUAUUUGCCUUUGUUACAUGAAGAAAAUGACCAUUCAUUCUUAGACUUUCCUUCAAUAUUUGGAUUUUGUCUUCAUUCCAUUUCUAACCCAAAACCUCCAUUCCAUUACUUAUCUCCAUCGUCAGAGCUAGCUAGAGCAGUACCAGUACUUGAAGAUCAUACAUUAACUCCCAGGGUGAAGAGUUGGAAGAAAAGAAAUGGACGGUGCCAGGGAUCGAAGCACGACAUGGAGUAGCAUUAAGCAACGGCUAGGAUUGAAGGGAAUCGGCUGCUGUGGGGCUACGUGGAGCCCAACAUCUUCGACUCUAACCAUCAUGGAAACUCUCCAAGAAGACGAAGAAGAACACCACAACCACCACCAUCAUCAAGCCGAGCCAGUUGCGGUGGUGGUGGGACCGGUUCCGGGCAUGAACCUGGCGAUGGCAUUAGCGGCGGAGCGCAAUUCCCGGGCGGCAGGAGACGAGGUGGGUCCUACAAGCGUGACUGGGCAGGUGAAGUCGCUGAUGACGUUGAUUGAAGAAACGGACGGUGUGGAUUGGAGCAACAGGAAAAAGAAAGAGAGGGACCACAACAACAAGCGUGGAACUAUAGACGGAAAUGGGGUUGGGACUGGUAAAGCUAAGGGAGGAGAUAUUGAUUGGGUGUGCUGCGUGUGCAUGGAGAGAAGUAAAGGCGCGGCUUUUAUUCCCUGUGGACACACGUUUUGUAGAGUGUGCUCUCGGGAGAUGUUGAUCAAUCGUGGCGCUUGCCCCGUUUGUAACCGUCCGAUCCUUGAGGUCCUUGACAUCUUUUGAGAUCAGAAAAUUGUUCAAUCUUUGCCUAAGACAAAAAUAGUUUUCUUUUGAGCUAUAGCUAUAUUAGCACGUGCGCAUUUGUUCACAAAUUAAUUCAUGUGAGUGAAGACAGAUCAGUAAUUUUUUUAAUUAUUAUUUUUACAUUGUGAAACUCGGAUUUUCAAUAGUGUUGAAAAAGGCCUCUUGAGAACGCGCAAUGAUUGAGUCAUUGAUCAAAAUCAAGCCAAACUUGUUUUCUUUGUGCCCGCUCCGCUCCAAGCAUAAUGUUAUUUUUAAUGCUCCAACAUUCU
Messenger RNA from Humulus lupulus (European hop), 1098 nucleotides. RefSeq lists its product as uncharacterized. The coding region runs from base 212 to 808 and encodes 198 amino acids. The record is from RefSeq and is a predicted model, not a curated record. NCBI's taxonomy places the organism in Eukaryota, Viridiplantae, Streptophyta, Magnoliopsida, Rosales, Cannabaceae. The transcript is spliced from 2 exons.